This is a messenger RNA of Rattus norvegicus (Norway rat), 479 nucleotides long. RefSeq names its product H2A clustered histone 20 (gene H2ac20). Gene Ontology annotation, molecular function: DNA binding; structural constituent of chromatin; protein heterodimerization activity. Gene Ontology annotation, cellular component: nucleus; nucleosome; chromosome. The record is from RefSeq and is marked validated. Lineage: Eukaryota; Metazoa; Chordata; Mammalia; Rodentia; Muridae. The transcript has a single exon. Bases 49 to 438 code for a protein of 129 amino acids.
GCUUCAUCAGAGUUGUCACUUCAGCUAGUCUUACUCUACAUCUUAGUUAUGUCUGGCCGCGGCAAGCAAGGAGGCAAGGCCCGCGCCAAGGCCAAGUCGCGGUCGUCCCGCGCCGGGCUGCAGUUCCCAGUGGGUCGCGUGCACCGGCUGCUGCGCAAGGGCAACUACGCGGAGCGCGUGGGCGCCGGCGCGCCGGUAUACAUGGCAGCGGUGCUGGAGUACCUGACCGCCGAGAUCCUGGAGCUGGCGGGCAACGCGGCCCGCGACAACAAGAAGACCCGCAUCAUCCCGCGCCACCUGCAGCUGGCCAUCCGCAACGACGAAGAACUCAACAAGCUGCUGGGCAAAGUGACGAUCGCGCAGGGCGGCGUCCUGCCCAACAUCCAGGCCGUGCUGCUGCCCAAGAAGACUGAGAGCCACAAGGCUAAGAGCAAGUGAAACUCACUAAUCCAAAAAAGGCUCUUUUUAGAGCCACCAAA